Molecule: messenger RNA, 1383 nt
Organism: Scutellospora calospora
Lineage: Eukaryota; Fungi; Glomeromycota; Glomeromycetes; Diversisporales; Gigasporaceae
Source: the annotation of a GenBank genome assembly
AUGGAAGAAGACAUAAGAUGCAUCCUUUCAAUUGAUGGAGGUGGUUUUCGAGGUAUAAUUCCUGCCAAAAUUCUCUCAGAAAUUGAAAGAAGAGUAACUGAAGAAAUAAAAAAAGAUCAUAAAAAUGUUGAUAUAAGAUGUGCCGAUUUAUUUGAUAUUAUAUCUGGAACUUCAACAGGUUCUAUACUUGCUUUAGGAUUAUCAAUUCCUAAAGAUAAUCGUCCUAAAUUUGAUGCUCAAUAUCUCGUGGAUUUUUAUAAGACACAUGGACAUGAAGUCUUUCCUGAGUAUUCUGCUAUAAUGUUUGCCAAUAUGUUAUUGGCUAAAUCUAAGAAAUUAUUACAAGAUUAUGCUGAAAAUGAAGCCGAAGAAGUUGAGGAGAGAAUUAAAAAAAUUGAAAGUAAAACUAAUAAUGAAGGUAAAAAAGUAGGAAUACUUGAAAGGCUUUUUAGCAUUUCAAUGAAGAAAAAGAACAAAAGUAAUGAGACCGAGAAGAAAAAGCUAGAUGUAACCAUUAAUAAAACUGAAGUUGUAACCAUUAGUAAAGCUGAAGAUGUACCCGAUGAUAUAAAAAAGAGUAAAGCUGAAGAUUUAAUCAUGAGUAAAGAUGAAAAAAAAGGUGAAGAAUAUUUUACUAAAGCAUUAAUGUAUAUAAAGGGAUAUGAAAAUGCUUAUAAUCCUUGGAAGCCGAAAUAUGAACCAGAUGUGUUGGAAAAAUUAUUGCAAGAAAAUUUUCAAGAUAUUAAACUUAAAGAUACUGUAAACAACGUAGGCGUAAUUAUUCCAUCAUUUAAUAUUACCAAUAGUGAAGGUACUUUCUUCACAAAUCUUUACGCUCAAUACGAAGAUUAUCUCAUGAGAGAUGUUAUACAAGCAAGUGCGUCCGCACCUACCUAUUUUCCUGCAAAACAAAUUGGUACAAAAUAUUUUAUUGAUGGUGGAGUUUUUCAGAAUAAUCCAACUGUUAUAGCAUAUCUUGAAGCAAAGAAAAAGUUCCCAAAUGCGAAAUUUGUAGUAGUUUCACUUGGUACAGGAUACUUCAAAACACCUCUAGAAAUGUAUAAAGAUUCUGGUGUUGUUCAGUGGGUAAAACCUUUGAUUGAUAUCUUAUUUAAUGCAGAACUAGAUAAUGAUGACGCCACUAUGAAAUUUUUGGCUGAAUUUGAUGGCACAAGUUACUACAGAAUUCAACCACAAUUGAGUAUGGAAGAUUAUUCUAUAUCUAACACUUCAACAAAAGAAACUGAUAGACUUAUUGCAUUUGGAGAUGAGAUUAUUAAAAAUCCUAAUUAUAAGUUAGAUGAAAUUAUUAAUUUACUUGUUGAAAAAUGUAGAAAAAAGAUGAUUUUCCCCACCAAAACAAAAAGUAAAGCCGAAAAAUGA